AGCUUUAUUCACUUCGAGCCAGAAUGGAAAAGCUGAUACUCUAUGGCAUCGAUGCCAGCCCUCCGGUUCGAUCGGUGCUCCUCACACUGAACGCCCUGGAGUUGCCCUUCGAGUACAAGGUGGUCAAUCUGAUGGCCAAGGAGCAGCUCAGGCCGGAAUUCCUCACGAUGAACCCCCUGCACACCGUGCCCACACUGGACGACGAUGGCUUCUACGUGUACGACAGUCACGCCAUUAAUGCCUACCUCGUGGCCAAGUACGGCAAGGACGACUCUCUCUACCCCAAGGACCUGCAACAGCGGGCGAUGGUAGAUCAGCGUUUGCACUACGACUCCAGCGUUGUGGGUAGCACCCUGCGGGCCAUAACCUUUCCGCUGUUUCGUCUGAACGAGACGGAAAUCCCCAGGGCCAGAAUCGACGCCCUUGAGGACGUGUACGCAACUCUGGAGACAUUCCUGACCAUUAACGAAUACAUCGCUGGGAAGCAGCUGACUAUUGCCGAUUUUCACAUCAUCGCCAUCCUGUCCACCAUUGAGAUUUUCCUGCCGGUUGCUGCCGGCAAGUUUCCAACGCUGUCCGCCUGGAUGCAGCGCAUUGCCCAGCUGCCAUACUACGCCGAAGGCAACGGCAAACGACUCGAGCAGUGUGUGGCCUUUUUUACGAGCAAAAAGUUUACAAUUGUCUAAACCAAGAUUUCUCAAUAAAUAAAUAUAUUCGCCCAUUCCCCAAA
Drosophila guanche is the source of this 730-nucleotide messenger RNA. Its product is annotated as glutathione S-transferase 1-like. Gene Ontology annotation, biological process: glutathione metabolic process. Lineage: Eukaryota; Metazoa; Arthropoda; Insecta; Diptera; Drosophilidae. The transcript has a single exon. The record is from RefSeq and is a predicted model, not a curated record. Gene Ontology annotation, molecular function: glutathione transferase activity. The coding region runs from base 24 to 686 and encodes 220 amino acids.